AAAUAAAAAAAAAGUUCUCGGAAUCUCUAAUCCCUAAUCCUUAAUUAUUUGUUUACAUUCAAUGUAUAUAUAUACUUACAAAUACUAAAAUAAAAUUGUAUAGUUAAAAAAAAGGUGAAAAUUAAAUUUUUAUUCUGAUCAGUUGUGAUUUAGAAUCUCGACAAAAUGGACGCGUGUAAAGAAAAUGGAAGUGGCCUAAUAAGACAUAAAUUUAUUGAUUGGAUAAUUAAAUCAUUUAAUUUAUCAUUAUUAGAAAGUAAUAAUAAUAACAAUAAUAAUGAUAAUUUAGUAAUUAAUAAAAACCGUGAAUCAAACAAAGACACAACGUCAUUAAUUUGUUUGUUGCAAUCGAUCGGGUUCCAAUUAAAAAAAUUUGAUAAAGUAAAAAGUGAAUUAAUGAAUAAAAAUAAUGAAAGUAAUGUCCGCGUUACAAUAGAAUGUGAUCAUUCGGGUUUCAAAGCAGAUUUGGAAUUAAAAACUCAAACUUGCACAUGUCCGCAAGAAGACACCAAUGCGUCGAUGUGGAACAUCAGCGGAAGCGGUAAACUUUUUAGCGCCAGUUCAAUGAGUAUUAAUGAUGACAAAUUUAUUGAAUCUGGAAGUAAUUUACUGCCGCAGUUGGAUAAAGAUUCGAGUGCUCUGAUUAGAGAUGUGCUAGAGCAGUUGAUUUUUUUGAUAAAUAAUUAUCGCAAGGUUGAUCAAGAUGGCGACGAUGGGAACGGGGAGAGACAAGAUGGCGGCCAAGAAAUUGAACCGAUAAUUAAUGAGUUGCGAGAUUUUAAAAUUAAUUUGGAAGAAAAUAAUUUUGAAUUAAUGAACGAGAGUAAGAUCAAUAGUUUUCCGGAAUCUUCUUUUACUCGGUGUCAUACUGAGCCGGAAAUGUUCAAGCGGGAAAGCCAAUCAAGUGUCAAGGAUGAGAGUCCUCUAAAUGACAGCCGAAGAUCUUUAAGCCAACAGUUACCUCAGAUAGUAAGGACACCAGCGUCGUUGGAAAAGGACAAAAAAGCUCCGCCACUUAUGAGACAGUCGACAUUUGAAUUGAAAGAUGAAAGUAAUGAGCCGAGAUCAUCACCGCCAAAGAUUUCGAGCUCACCUGUAACUAUUUGCUCAUCUUUAAGCCAAGUUUCUUUUCCCAGUGAUGAUGGGGGUGAAGGCGAUUGUUUUACUCUGCAAGAUUGUCUCGCUAAGACAGCUUUUUAUCUGGAUAAGGCGCGAAAAAUUUGCUAUAUGAAAAAUAUCAACGAUGAAUGCUCGUCCAUCGGGUUUAAUAGCUCGCAACAAGAUGAUGUUUUUUUGAAACCACGGCAGCUUUCACGCAGCUCCAGCUUACGCGCAACUCCUGUAACAGUUCGCAAAGCAAUAAGGUCUGAAUGCACAAGCCCUUCGAGCUUGAAACCAACACUGAAGCCACAAGUACGUCGCAGUGUCGGCAAUUAUAAUUACUCCGCAUUCAAAGAACCGUCGCCAGAAAUAAAAACUGGGGUGUCACCAGGGACAUUAAGUCGAAUAAAACAAAAUACCACACCGAAAUUACUUCCCAGAACGCGUAGUAUCGGUACACCAUCGCCAACAUUGAAAUUAGCCAUCGAUGUCGCUAAAAAACGUUCUUCCAUUGCUGCAAGUAAACCGGUUAUCGCUAAGCCCGUGUCAGGAAUAUCGAGACCAAUUGCCUCUAAAACUUCGCCGAUUAUCGCACCCAAAGCGGGAAUUAAGUAUAAUCCUCGUUCCACAAUACCAACUUCUAGUUUUUCAUGUUCGGCUUCGGCUUCGGCUUCAGCUUUACCUUCACCUUCGCCAUCUCCUACAGCUUCUUUGUCGUCAUCGCUGCUGAGCGUCUCUUCGGUUGGUAAAAGUGAAAAAAUUAAAAAAAAUUAUUCGCCCACGAGUCUAAGCAGUAAAUCAUCAGUUUCACGUCUUAGGAAAAUUAAAUCUCCAAAGUCUAGUGAAAUUGACAUUAAAACUCCAAAGUGUCCUGCCAAUAAUGAAGCCGCGAAAAAAAAAACUAAUUAUUCUUUUUCUACAAAUUAUGGGCUUAAAAAAUAAAUAAAUAAAUUUUUGAAUUAUUAAGUUAUGAUUUAUUCGAAAAAUAUUUAUUGUAAAUAAAAUUUUAAUAGUUUUAUUAAUUAGGGUUAUGAUUAUUAUUAUAAAUUUUGUAUAUGUAAUAUCAUAAAUAUUUAUUUUUUAUUAUUUUUGAUAGGAGUAGUAAGAAAAAAAAUAUAAAUGUGUAUUAAUAGAAAUUAUAAUUAUUAUAAGAGAAAUAAAUAAGAAAUUGUAAUAAAUAUUAUAUAUUAUGGUCAUUACUAUUGUAAAUUAUAAAUAUCCU
Molecule: messenger RNA, 2323 nt
Organism: Microplitis demolitor
Lineage: Eukaryota; Metazoa; Arthropoda; Insecta; Hymenoptera; Braconidae
Exons: 3
Coding region: 166-2043 (625 amino acids)
Source: RefSeq, a predicted model, not a curated record